Messenger RNA from Microcebus murinus (gray mouse lemur), 3504 nucleotides. It is a transcript of the gene GPR161, whose product is annotated as G protein-coupled receptor 161. NCBI's taxonomy places the organism in Eukaryota, Metazoa, Chordata, Mammalia, Primates, Cheirogaleidae. Gene Ontology annotation, cellular component: recycling endosome; plasma membrane. The record is from RefSeq and is a predicted model, not a curated record. Gene Ontology annotation, molecular function: G protein-coupled receptor activity. Gene Ontology annotation, biological process: G protein-coupled receptor signaling pathway.
GUAUCUCUUGGGAGUAUUAAGGCAUCCAUUUACUUAUUUUUUUUCCCUCUCCAUUAUUCCCUUUGUCCCUGAAGCAGUCUGGGUGUUUGGCAGGUGCUAGACAGUAAAUUAUGGUUCUAAAUGGUGCCUCAGUGGCCUAAUAAUAAUAAGGAAACAUGUCCCACAAUGUCAAUCUGUAGACCCGGGAAUAAUUAGUACAUUUAUCAAAGCAGAUGGAUUUCAGAGGAAUUUGAAUCCUGCUCUAAGCACAGCAUCGGUUUUUUGGCUGGAGUUUAGUGAACUGGGCUUCAUAACUUAUUAUUAUUUAGCUGCCCUGUUUGUCCUUCCUUCCUUUUUUAGCAGUUUCACUGCUUGCUUCAACUUUCCAUUCUUUUGUGCUUAGAAAACGUAGGAACCUGGGGACAGGAAGAGAAAGUGGGGAUCGAGGAAGGGAAAAACAAAUAUUAUGAGAAGGAACUGUUCUGUCGUCUGAGCCGGCAGCGCCCGGUCUUUGUAUUGUAAUUAUUGUUCCCUGACCUUUUGGUUGGGAGCGAGCGUAGAGCAGCCUUGCACGGAUCAGCCCCACUCCGGAGGGCUGUGGGUUCCUCCUGUCUUCGUGGUUGAUCCACGGACAUUCCCAGGGCCCAGGACAGCGCCGGGCACCAGGCAGAUGAUCGCACUCGUUGGCUGGAUGAAUGAAAGUUGUCCAGCAUGCUCUGCCCAGCCCAUGCCGGGGCGCACUGACCAUGAGCCUCAGCUCCUCCCUGGGCCACAGGAAGGAGCUGCGUAACCUCACUGCAGAGGAGGCUGGCGAAGGGGGCGUUAUUGUCGCUGAGUUCAUCGCCAUCAUUGUCAUCACCGUUUUUGUCUGCUUGGGCAACCUGAUCAUCGUGGUCACCUUGUACAAGAAGUCCUACCUCCUCACCCUAAGCAACAAGUUCGUCUUCAGCCUGACCCUGUCCAACUUCCUGCUGUCCGUGUUGGUGCUGCCUUUCGUGGUGACCAGCUGCAUUCGCAGGGAAUGGAUCUUCGGCGUGGUCUGGUGCAACUUCUCCGCCCUCCUCUACCUGCUGAUCAGCUCGGCCAGCAUGCUCACCCUCGGGGUCAUUGCCAUCGACCGCUACUAUGCUGUCCUGUACCCCAUGGUGUAUCCCAUGAAGAUCACGGGGAACCGGGCCGUGAUGGCGCUUGUCUACAUCUGGCUUCACUCCCUCGUCGGCUGCCUGCCGCCCCUGUUCGGUUGGUCACCGGUGGAGUUUGAUGAGUUCAAGUGGAUGUGUGUGGCCGCCUGGCACCGGGGGCCUGGCUACACCGCCUUCUGGCAGAUCUGGUGUGCCCUGCUGCCCUUCCUGGUCAUGCUGGUGUGCUACGGCUUCAUCUUCCGCGUGGCCAGGGUCAAGGCCCGCAAGGUGCACUGCGGCACGGUGGUCAUUGCGGAGGACGAUGCCCAGAGGCCCGGGAGGAAGAACUCCAGCACCUCCACCUCCUCGUCGGGCAGUAGGAGGAACGCCUUUCAGGGUGUGGUCUACUCUGCCAACCAGUGCAAAGCGCUCAUCACCAUCCUGGUGGUCAUCGGUGCCUUCAUGGUCACCUGGGGCCCCUACAUGGUGGUCAUCACCUCCGAGGCCCUCUGGGGGAAGAACUCUGUCUCCCCGACCCUGGAGACCUGGGCCACGUGGCUAUCCUUUACCAGCGCCAUCUGCCACCCCCUCAUCUACGGACUCUGGAACAAGACGGUGCGCAAGGAACUACUGGGCAUGUGCUUCGGGGACCGGUACUACCGGGAACCGUUCGUGCAGCCGCGGAGGACGUCCAGGCUGUUCAGCAUUUCCAACAGGAUCACAGACCUGGGCCUGUCCCCGCACCUCACGGCGCUCAUGGCAGGCGGACAGCCCCUGGGGCACAGCAGCAGCACGGGGGACACUGGCUUCAGCUGCUCUCAGGACUCAGGGACGGAUGUGAUGCUGCUUGAGGACUACACACCUGAUGACAACCCUCCCUCCCACUGUACGUGCCCGCCCAGGAGAAGGAGCUCGGUGACAUUUGAGGAUGAAGUGGAGCAAAUCAAAGAAGCUGCCAAGAACUCCGUUCUCCACGUGAAGGCCGAAGUACACAAGUCCCUGGACAGCUACGCAGCCAGCCUGGCCAAAGCCAUCGAGGCUGAAGCCAAGAUCAACUUGUUUGGGGAGGAGGCUCUGCCAGGGGUCUUGUUCGCGGCACGGGCCGUCCCGGGCGCCGGUUUUGGGGGCCGUCGAGGCAGCAGGACUCUCGCGAGUCAGAGGCUCCAGCUGCAGAGCAUCGAAGAAGGGAAUGUCCUAGCUGCAGAACAGAGAUGAAGGCCUGGGGGCGGGCUGGGGCCGCGGGGGCCUCCCGUGCCCGUCUGUGCCGGCGCCCGGGCGCGUCCCUGUGCACCGCGGGCCACACACGGGCGGGGACGUCUGCUGUGCAGCCACGGGAAAAGGACUGAAAAUCACGUCUGCAGCCCAUGACCUCAGUGCCGCCUUGAGACUGCAUGCGGGCUUCUCUGAGGUCCCAGUGAUGGAGCCAGAAGCAUCUAAAGCAAAAAAAAAAAAAAAAAAAAGCAGGUGGCAGUGUGGCCCUGGCUUUUUGGGAGGUGGGGCAGAGAGGAGGACUAGAGACCGUGGGCUUGGAAGGAAAGCACGGUAUGGAUCAGCUUCUCUUCACAGCCUGUGUCCCGGUGGUGCGGCCACCCACUGUCCCCGAGGUUUCAGGCGGGGGACCCUUCCCAGUGCACUUGGAGGAUGGCACUGUAGUUCUUCCCAACACAGCCUCUGUGUGGGCCGUCAGCUCUAGACUAAGUGGCCUGCAGAGAGAGACCCAGGAGCAGAGUGCCCCGGAGCGACUUCCCACACCACCUGUCCUGCCCAGGAACUGGCCCUCAGUGUCGCCCCCCAUGGGUGCUCGCAGGGCUCGCCCACGAGCCUCUGAGGACGGGGGCCCACCUGCCCCCUUUCUCUACUGACAGAUUCUUUGGUAUUUCAAAAGAAGGGCGAAACCACUAUGCAAGAUAGGAGGAAGGGGCAGGUACCAUGUGUGUUUCAUUUCCAGAAUAAAAAAGAAUCCACUGGGUUAGGACAUACCGCUGUUUUACCAAGACUAACGGGGGCUGUGGUGCCAAGCACAGCCAGGAAACCGAUCCUGUUGUACUGGCGGGAAUCCCGUCCCCUGGGAAAGCCUCACUGAGUAGCUCCUGUGUGUGAUGUCUGAGUGACCAGUGGACACAGCUGGCCGCAGUGGCACAGGGCAGGCUCCCCCGGUACAGCCCGGGGCAGCUCAGACAGGACAGCAAGAGCACUGGGCCCGGAGUCAGCAGCCUUGGUUCUUGGCCCAGCUCUGCCUUCGUGUGCACGCUCGUGUCAUUUGGGACAUCUUGUCACCUCUCUAGGUCCUCUGUAAAAUGGGAAAGGGGAGUGGGGAGUUGGAGUGGAUGGUUUCCAAGAUCAUUUCCGGCUCUGACCUUGGAUAUUCUCUGAAUGUGUAAAUUAGAGGCAGGAAAAAAAAAAA